UAGUUAUUAGAUUGAGAGGAAAGUAGGUCAUAGCGAAUAAUGCUGAUACUGUCCACAUUCGCUCGAUAGCGUUCCUGCCUUCUUAAUAGGAGGAUCGCAUCCGACAGCCUUGGGAAAUGGUGAAGGAAGAGCAGCCCUCGUCUAUCUCUGUGAUAAUCUAAUGGCAGACCAAAGAAUGGACAUCUCCUCCACAAUGAAUGAGUUCAUGUCUCCCAGUUCCACUGACCUGAUCAGCGGCUCCAUGGGAACGCCAGGCAUGGACUAUAGCCGCAAGAGGAAGGGCAGCAUCACCGACUAUCAAAUCGAUGGUUUUUCUUUCGAAUCUGAGGCUUCAUGGAUGAGAUUCCUCAUCCCAAACUCACAGCUCACACAAUACCCUGAGAGUGAACGGGACAGUAUGGACGCAGACAAUGACAAACAACUUGAAAGGGUCGAUCUGCAGAUUAAGAAUGCAAGGGAGGCUCACAGUCAGAUAGAGAAGAGACGCAGAGACAAGAUGAACAGCUUUAUUGAUGAGCUGGCUUCAUUAGUGCCUACCUGCAAUGCCAUGUCCCGCAAACUGGAUAAACUCACUGUGCUGCGCAUGGCGGUCCAGCAUAUGAAAACACUUCGAGGUGCUGCAAACCCUUAUACUGAAGCUAACUACAAGCCAGCCUUUUUAUCAGACGAUGAGCUGAAGCACUUAAUAUUAAGGGCUGCUGAUGGCUUUCUAUUCGUUGUGGGCUGUGAUCGGGGAAAGAUCCUUUUUGUGUCAGAGUCCGUCUACAAAAUUCUAAAUUACAGUCAGAAUGACCUGAUUGGCCAGAGUUUGUUUGAUUAUUUGCAUCCAAAAGACAUCGCAAAAGUCAAAGAGCAGCUCUCGUCAUCUGACACAGCACCACGGGAGAGACUCAUUGAUGCUAAAACCGGGCUGCGAGUCAGGACAGACAUUGCCCCUAGCCCCUCCAGAUUGUGCUCAGGGUCCAGACGCUCCUUCUUCUGCAGAAUGAAGUGCAACAGGUCCCACGUGAAAAUGGAGGAAAAAGAUUUCCCCUCGACUUGCUCCAAAAAGAAUGCCGAUCGCAAGAGCUUCUGCACCAUCCACAGCACUGGCUAUCUCAAGAGCUGGCCGCCCAUAAAGAUGGGGAUAGAUGAAGACAAUGAGCCUGAUAAUGAAGGCUGUAAUCUCAGCUGCUUAGUAGCCAUUGGCCGAUUACAUCCUCAUAUUGUCCCCCAACCUAUGAAUGGAGACAUCCGGGUGAAGCCGACAGAGUAUGUCUCGCGCCAUGCCAUUGAUGGGAAGUUUGUUUUUGUGGACCAAAGGGCCACGGCCAUUCUUGCUUAUCUACCUCAAGAGAUGCUGGGCACGUCUUUCUAUGAGUAUUUCCAUCAGGAUGACAUCGGACAUCUUGCUGAAUGCCAUAGACAGGUUCUGCAGAUGAGAGAGAAGAUCAACACUAACUGUUACAAUUUCAAGAUUAAAGAUGGAUCUUUUAUAACUUUAAGAAGUCGAUGGUUCAGUUUCAUGAACCCUUGGACCAAAGAAGUAGAGUACAUAGUCUCAACUAAUACAGUUGUCUCGGGAAGUUCACUUGAAGGAGCAGAGCCUCACUAUCCUCAGCUCACUGCUUCCCCUCAGAGUAUGGACAGUGUCCUUACAGCCGGUGACGGCUCAGUGAAGUCUGUUCCCGGAAUCCCUGGAAGAACGAGACCCGGGGCAGGAAAGAUCGGACGCAUGAUCGCAGAGGAAGUGAUGGAGAUCCAAAGGAUAAGAGGCUCAUCCCCGUCUAGUUGUGGCUCAAGCCCCCUCAACAUCACCAACAGCACACCCCCUCCUGACACAUCGUCCCCUGCGGGGAGGAAGUUUUCAAAUGCUGGAACUCCAGACCUUCCUUCUGCUGGGAUGAUGUCAGGCCAGGACAGCAUAGGAUAUCCUUUCUCUAACAGCUCUGUUUUAAGCGAUCAUUCACACAUUGGUAUGGGUGACAUCCUGGACGAGCCCGGUUCCAGCAGUCCCAGUAGUGAUGAGGCUGCGAUGGCGAUCAUCAUGAGCCUGCUGGAGGCGGAUGCGGGCCUCGGGGGUCCAGUGGACUUCAGUGACUUACCCUGGCCACUGUGAGAGUUCACCCAUCAUCUGUACCACCUGACACACUGUAUCCUGCAACAUACAGUAACUCCAUCCCGUUCACGUGAUGACCAGCCAUGACUUUGACAAUCAACACGUCUGGACAGUUUGUUUUUUCUUGAUGUCUCAAUGCCUCAGAUAGCAAAAUCUCAUUGGUCCACAAUCCCACUCCACAGCUGUAUAUUCCAAUGUGUCAAAUCUUGUUACUAUUUCACUUGCAUUGAGGACAAGUGACGGUGUUAGAUUGCUCAUCCUACAACACCAUCAUCAUCAGUGCAAGGAUAUUGUUUUAAUGGACAGAAUGGAGCACGUCUUGUUUGGCUAAGAGAUGAUUUCAGUUAUUUUUGUGUUUCUGCAUAUUUACUUAUAAAAAAAACAAUAUGUAACAUAGUAUGUAUUCUAACAUGUAUGAUUUAUUUUAUCUGAAGGUAUACGAUUUAAAUUAACAAAAAGGCAGUGACAUUUUUUUUAAAUAAAAAGUAUUUUUCUCUUUAUAUUAUAUUAUUUUUAUGGAAAACUAUUUGAGUACAAUCUUCAUUUCUUGUGAGUACACCAUUCAGAUAAAAAAUACAAAAAAAAAAAAAAAGCACCAAAUAUUUUUUCUUUAAAUUAGAAAUUGCGUUCUCUGUGUUUACAGAAAAAACUUGUUUUUAUCUGAAUUCUACGCAUUCCCAAACCUGAUGAAGUUUAGUGCAGGUAAUAAAACGGCCCUAGCCAAUUAUACAGCCAACACUCUUCAUCUAUACUGUCUUUGACAUCAAACAGAGCACAUUAACAUUAUAUAUCUUUAUUAAUACAAUGAUUUUCAAGCGCUUGAACAGACAGAUCUUGAGUAGAUAAAUUAAUGUCCAGCUGAGAAAAACACUGCAUUCAUUCACCAGGCAAAAUGGACCUCCCGAGGAGAGCUUUCCAAAAGAAAAAGUGGCAUCAAGUGAAAGGAACGUCAUAAUAUUAAUAAUAAUUAAACUCGUUGCACUAAUAAUAGAAGUCAAAUGUAAAACAACGAUAGUAACAAUAAUUAGAAUCAAGGUCAAAUUACAAAAUAAGUGAGGUUGCUAAUUUCAUUUCAAACAAACAAAAAUAAAUUUCCUUUGGUCAAGUAAAAAAAAAAAAAA
Pimephales promelas (fathead minnow) is the source of this 3219-nucleotide messenger RNA. RefSeq names its product basic helix-loop-helix ARNT like 1b (gene bmal1b). Lineage: Eukaryota; Metazoa; Chordata; Actinopteri; Cypriniformes; Leuciscidae. Gene Ontology annotation, molecular function: DNA-binding transcription factor activity; protein dimerization activity. Gene Ontology annotation, cellular component: transcription regulator complex; cytoplasm; nucleus. Gene Ontology annotation, biological process: regulation of DNA-templated transcription. The record is from RefSeq and is a predicted model, not a curated record.